Molecule: messenger RNA, 6402 nt
Organism: Ruditapes philippinarum (Manila clam)
Lineage: Eukaryota; Metazoa; Mollusca; Bivalvia; Venerida; Veneridae
Product: protein PALS2-like
Exons: 15
Coding region: 192-1898 (568 amino acids)
Cellular component (GO): plasma membrane; cell-cell junction
Molecular function (GO): protein binding
Source: RefSeq, a predicted model, not a curated record
CAAGUUACGCCACCAUAGAUCACAAAAUUAACGAGGAAUUUCACCUUUAGUUAUUCGACCAAUGAGAAGAAGCGUUACAGAUUCGUGAAUCACGUGACUUCAGGUGUUUGAUGUAAACCGCGUCCGACCUAUCUAUUCAGGAAAUCAUAGACAUAUUUUACUAGAAGAGUGAUCACUGCACAUCCGUCAAGAUGCCAGCGGCGUCAAACACAGAGGAUGAAUCUGGUUUAGUUGCGGUUCGAACAUUGCAGAACAAUCUCGACAGACUUCAAGAUGCUACUGAUGCCCCGGACAGCGAGAUAGAUUUUCUGAGCAAGCUUCUAUCAGACCCAAUUCUUCAAUCUAUUGUUGAUACCCAAGAUAAGCUUGAAGAUCAACCAGAAGUGCCGGCAAAUGUUCAUGCUGGGAAGUUGGUGACAGAUGUGUACAAUGCCCUUGGGGAUUUGGUUGGCACAAACAGAAAUGCUGAAGAAUUAGAUAGACUUUUGUCUGAUACACAUUUUAAGGCUAUAUUAGAUGCCCAUGAUGACAUUAUUGACAGAAAUUUCGAGGAGAUUCCGGCUGUAGAAGAUCAGCCAAUAUUCCAGGAACAAGAUCAGGGCGUCUUUAACACAGUAAAUGACCAAAUUCGAUUGGUUGGAAUCAUGAAGAGUGAUACAGAACCUUUGGGUAUUACUGUUAAGAUAGAUGAGACAGGGGACUUAACUAUUGCAAGAAUCAUGGCAGGCAGUAUGAGUGAUAAAUUAGGGUUGUUACACGUUGGAGAUAUAAUUAAGGAGGUGAAUGGAAUCCCAGUGUUCACACCUCAACAGUUGAUGGAUAUCAUUAGAAAUGCGGACAGAAGUAUUACACUGAAAAUAGUUCCCACAUACAUUGAGCAACAUCAUACAUCACAGAUGUUUUAUAAAGCUCACUUUAACUACAAUCCACAAAAUGACCGACUUAUACCUAGCAAGGAGGCGGGUUUAGCGUUCCAGGACGGAGAUAUUUUGCACAUCUAUAAUCAUGAUGAUUCCAACUGGUGGCAGGCACAGAUUGUGGGUGAUGAAACAAACCGUGUAGGUCUUAUUCCAUCCAAGAACCUUGAGGAGAACAGAAAGGCCUUUGUCAGAUCAGACAUGGAUUACUCAAAAAGCAGUUUAUUAUGUGGUUUAAAAAGAAAAAAGAAAAAGAAGAUCAAAUAUAGCACUACUAAUAACAAAGACUAUGAUGCAGCUGAUCUUGUUCUGUAUGAGGAAGUUACGAGAAUGCCUCCGUUCCAGAGAAAGACACUUGUUCUUGUAGGGGCCAAUGGUGUGGGACGUAGAUCUUUAAAGGAGCGACUAAUAAAAUCAGAUCCACGGAGAUUUGCAUCAGCCCUUCCGCACACAUCACGUCCACCACGUGAGGGAGAAGUCCACGGAAAGAAAUAUUUCUUUACCGAUCGUGAAACGAUGGAUAUGGAGAUACAAAAUGACCUUUACUUGGAGUUUGGUGUAUUCAAUGGCAAUUUAUACGGCACAAAACUAGAAACUAUUCAUGAUACAAUACGAUCAGGAAAAAUGUGUGUUCUGGACGUUAACCCCACAUCAUUGAAAGUGCUAAAGAAUCCAGAGUUCAUGCCAUACAUCAUUUUCAUAGCUGCACCAAGUGCAGAGGCAUUGAUGGUAAUGUACGAGGACGGACGAAGGAAAGGGGUCGGACGUGGUAUUGCUGGACCUGGAACAAUAGAUUUUAAAACUGAGGAAGACUUCUUGAAGAUUAUUGAAGAGUCGGCACAAAUUGAAAAAGUGUAUAAGAGUUGUUUCGAUAUGACAAUAGUGAAUGACAGUUUUGACGAAACUUUCAGGGAAAUUCGACAGAUUGUUGAUUCUUUAAGUACAGACACACAGUGGGUACCUGUCAACUGGGUUUACUAAAAAGCAAAUUAAACACUCAAAAAACUGAAAUGGUAAUGAAAGGGGAAAUGCAAAGCUGGGAACCAAAAUGAUAUCGUGGUUGUUAGCAUAUGUAAACCAGUCUGUGAAUUUAGGUACCUUAUUCAAAGGUUUUGAAUCUGGCAACCUGAAUGGUCUGGUAGUCAUAAUGUAAUAAAACUAAACUUGAGUUUUUAUAAGGAAUACAGGUGGUAAGAAAUUUGGGAACCAGGGAAUUCACUGUCAAACUAUAAUGAAAUCUUUUAAAAUGAAAAAUAAACAAAAAGUUUUUUUUCCCCCAUUAUUUGACCAAAGUUCAUUUUUGAUACUGUCCAUGCCCCACCACCCCUUGAAUGAAGUGUUUUAUAAAUCCCUUUUGUUUUUUUUGGCAUUUUUUCCUCUUAAUAUAUUUUAUAUACCAGAUGAUUAGUACUUCCAGACUUUGCAGGUUUUCCAAAGGCCUUUUAAAUAGAGCAUUCCAUAUUUAUGCAAUUUGUUGUAAAGAUUGUUAUAUAUGUGUACAUUAUGUUAGAUAUACCAUUGUCAUUUACCUACAAACAUACUGUAUAUACCAUACAAAUCAUUGAAAUUUAGAACUUAUCUCGACUAUUCAAAGUGUAGGGAGAACUAUUGUACUCACCCUGGCAUCGAAGUUAUUAUCACACUGGUUAAGACUUUGCAUGCAAGUUGAUAUCUCCAAAACUGCGGAAGGGAAUUGGUUUAAAUUUCAAGUAUUUAUUAAAGAGCAUAAUAGAAGAUCACUAUCAAAGGCCCAUUACUAUGGCAUGGAUUUUGACAGAAUAAUGACCAUUUUUAAACUUGAAACUUCUACAUAAUCCAGGCUCUUGUUUUAAUAUCAAACAGUGCGAAUAGUCGAGCAUGCUGUCCUACAUACAGCUUUUGUUUUUUAUUCAAGUUACAUCACUUUCCUGUCAAUGUUUAUAAAUGUAUUUAAUUUGAAGCUCGGUAAUGAUAGAAACUAUACACUUUUGUAGACCUCGCAAUCAGUAUCUUUGAGUAUGCCUUGUGGAAUUAUCAUUAGUACCUAUUAGUCACUAUAGAAUUUCAAGUUUUUGGUUUUAGGAAAUAUUUCAAUUUGCUCAGCAAUUCAAGAUUGACUACAUGUAUUUUGUUUGAUUAUUUUUACAGUCAUGAUCUUCCUUUAAAAUCUAGCAUGAAUCUAAGAUAAAGAAAUUUAAAAAAAAGGGAUGUUGAUUUCCUUGACAUAAGACUCAAGGUCAUAUACCUGUGAAACAUUUGAACUCUUUGGUGAGAAAUCCCUUCUUUUUCAUGUAAAUAACUAAAAUCUUAUUAAUCUUAUGACAAAUACAUAUUAAUAUUCAUGUGCAUUAUAAAUUCAUUUCGUGACAUUAGACAAGAAACGAACAAAGUUGUAUGAUACAAAAUACUUGACAAGACAUUUGUUGUUAAAUUGUAUAACUAGAACACAGCAAAAGUUUAUAUGAUAAGUGAUGUUCCUUGAAAAAAUAACAUGUUUUUCUCAGCUGCAAUUUUUACGCUUUUUUGCCAUACCAUUUACCCUUGCUCAUCUGUUGUUUAUAAUUUCAUGCAUAACCAAAUUAUGUUUAUGUUGUGUUCAAAUUUUAUGUAUAUCACUUCAUUGUAUGGACAUAUUAUAAAUUAUAUCAAAGUGUUAACUGAAAACUCUACCCAUUCCAGUGGUUUAAGUUUAUGAAAUAUUUCUCAUUGGUGCAUUAUUAAAUAUAUUUUCCCAAAUUUUAUCAUCUUACCAUUACUUAGUGAGAAUAUAUUUUAAAUCAUAAUCUUUUCAUGUACUAUUAAAUUCAAAAAACCUGUUUCUUUUCUAGCAAUAAGGGUGCCCUAAGACCGAAAUGGUAAAGGUGACAGACUUAGAGUCUUGUGUGCCUCAGCAGUGUGGGUUUGAAUCCUACUGGAGACAUUGAAAUUUUGUUAUGUUGGAAAAUACAGGCUUUUAUGCUGAUAUGCAUACAGUUAGUUUUUCUUCCAACUUAACCUAAGAACUAUGAUGCUUUUAAGGGUAUCUUCAGAUAUUCUUUCCUUACUAAGCUAAAUUCUAAUGUAGAUGUGACAUAGAAUUGAACCAACCAUUUUUCAUCAUGAUUUUUGAAAAUGCCAUAAAUUUAGACACUACUUUGUUUCUAGUACGAAGAAGGGCCAUAAUUUUUAAAAAAUGUAAUUUUAUUAAGAAAGGAAAAAAUACAUUGUAUUUUCUUGCUAGUAUAAAUAUAUUGGCCCUUAUCUUUUUAAGAAACACAUGCACACACAAAAUUGCAAUUGUUUGAUCUAGUUAUGUACAUUGAGGUAAUUAUAUCCGUCCUAGAUUGUUAAUGUUACAUGAAGAUUUAUUGUAUAAAGAAAGGUGAUAUACCGUGCCUCAUAUUUUUCUAUUUCGAUGUAAAUGAGGCAGGAAAUCUUGCCUCGAAUUGGGCCUACAUGUAUCUGAUUAUUAUGAAUAUUGUAACUCUGAAAAUAUAUGAAUUGAGAUGAAUAUCAAAUAUUCCAUUAAUUUACACUGAUUAUGUAGUAAUUUUUAUGUUAAAUUACUAAGAUUUUUGAAACACUUUUUAAGUCUAAAAUUUAUGAUUGCUGUGGAAAUAUUUAAGAUAUGUAGAAUUUGAUGUUUUUAGUGCAGUAUGGAGCUCUGCUAUCACAGCAGAUUUGUAACUUCAUAUUGUUAUGUUUUUUAUAGACCCAAGAACAUUUUGUCAUUUAACAUACAAACAUUUCUGUUGUGACCUUCAUGUAAAAUUUUCCUACCUUUAUUUUGUAAAAAUGUUUGUGAUUACUUGGAUAACAAGAUAAAUAUUCAGGUAUUUAUGACUCUAGCAGAAUGGAAAUUGUAAUUACGUCAGAAGAAAAAAUAAUCAAGGUAUGUUAUUCAGAUGCAUGUUAAAGUGUUCAAUAUCCCAGGCAUAUGCACCUGUAAGUGGAUAUUAUUUCAGGUAUAUGCCACAAGUUACUGGAAAAUAUCCCAGGUAUAUACCCCCAGUAAGUUGAAUAUAUUUGAAGCAUAUGCCAUCUCUAAAGUGGUAAAAUAUCUCUGGCAUAUGCCAUCUGUAAUUGCUAAAUAUCCCAAAAAUAUGUCACUUGUAAAUGGUAAAGUGUCCUUAUUUAGGUAAAGAAUGUAACUUUAUAUGCAUAUGAUCAAAUAUAUUUGUUAAUGCCAAGCCUUGCAAUUUAUAUUCAUUGUUGCAUGCAUUUGAAUACUGAAAGUGCAUAGGAGUUUUUUCAGUGGUUAACAUUUUUAUAUCUUUUUAUAGAAAAUAUUGUUAUUAUGUUUUAAUCAUAUAGAAGGUGUAGAUGGUAAUUAUGAUGUUGAUUUAUAAAGUUUUUUUUAUAUUGAAUUAAAAUAAUAAUUGUGAUAAAAACUAGUUAACGAAUCAUGACACUGUUAAAAUAGUUAGUCUGAAUUUAGUUGCCAUGGUGACAGACUAUUUUGUUUGCAUUUUAAUCUUUUAUCUGAUGAAUUUGUGUAACUGACUCCGAGUUUUAGAUUUUUCACUUUCAAAAUAUUUAAAUGAAGAAGCCAGUAUAUAACAUGUGGUCAGUUUGUCAUACUGACAUAUGUCUCAGGCUUGCCCUAUACCAAUCUCUAAAACAGGUGAAACUGAAUAUCAUAAGCCUUUGCCACCAGAAUUGAGGUAGGCUAGUUUGCAUUUCUGAACAGGCUCUAUAUUGUUGGUAGCUCAAUUCAAAGCUGGACAAAUCCAAUACAGAAAUUCAGUGGGUAGAAGUCACCUUGUUAGGUGAUACAGUAAAUCAGUAAUACAUGCUCGCUUACCUGUAUACUGGUGGUGAAGUCAUGAUGCUAGCGCUCCAGGGUUAGAUAAAUGAUUGAAAGUAGACGCAAUAGUCUUUCAUUGCGGUGACAGUUUGUUGUAAAGUUGCAUGAUUAAAAUGUACUAUAGGUUCUAUUUUGUGUAAUCAUAUAUGAAAUAUAUUUUGUACUUUUUUGUUGUAAACAUAUACACAUGUAUACAUAUACAUAUAUAUUUUACAUUUUACAAAGUGGUGAUUGAAUAACCUAACAUAGAUGUUCGAAUUUAAUUGAACAGUUAUCUGCUAUAAUAAAUAUAGAUGAAAAUCAGUCCUAACAAAAUAUUGCUCAUAAACAACUAUAAAUGUGUAUAAAAGCUACUUCUGCAAUCAAUUCUUUUUUGUUGAAAUUGAGUUUUUAAAACUUCUCACCAAAAUACUAAGCCGAUUUUUUCAUAUUGUUAGGUUCUACUGUCCUUGCUUUACAAAUUAGUUUACAAAUACGUCCUAUAUUACAUAUCUUGUCAUCAUGUCCAGAACUCACUCUGUGCCUUUAAUUUCAUGUUAUUUAUAUCAGUCUUUGACACACAUUCACAUGUUAACUUCAGUUCUUCAGCCAUUAUCUUCUUCUCUUUUAUUUAGGUGAGCAAACGAUUAUUCCACUUUCAUUUUCAUUUCUGUUAUCAAUACAGCAAACCCAUUCUAUUUUUUGGAUAUUAAAAAUUUCGAAAUAAAUAUUAUAAUUUGU